GCAUCGUUGUGCGGUAUUCUGCCUGCUGCAGCUGGAUGGAGAGAUCUAUGAUACAGACAUGGUCACGGUGGACCGCACACUGACAGACAUCUGCUUCGACAAUACCAUCGUUUUCAACGAAGCCAGCCCCGAGUUUGAGCUGCGGGUGGAGCUCUACAGCUGCUGCACGGAGGACGAAUUCUUGACCUGCAGCACUCCACGCAAGCUGGCCAGCAAGCUCAGCAGUUCUCUGGGUCGCUCCACGGGGAAGAAGAUGCGGGCAGCGAUGGAGCCCAGCAUCUGCAAUCCGGCGACCAAUGGAGGAGCGGCCACCAUCCUGUUACCCAUGCCCGCCGUCCCGGGACCAAAGUAUAAUGUCCUGGCUCACACCUCGCUCACACUGGCACACGUGCAGGACAGCUUCCGCACACAUGACCUCUCCAUCUCUGGGAAUGAGGAGUGCACAUACUGGCUGCCGCUCUAUGGCAGCAUGUGCUGUCGCCUGGCUGCUCAGCCGUACUGCAUGACAGAGCAGAUGAUGAGCGGCUACCUGAAGGUCAAGCCGCUAGGAGGGGACCAUCAGAGCUGGACAAAGGUGUACGGUGUCCUGAAAGGGACAAACCUCUUCUGUUACCACAGACAAGAGGACAUGGAAGCAAAUGUGGAACCAGCUUUUACUAUUGCUAUCAAUAAGGAAACAAAGAUUCGCGCCACAGAGAAGGAUGUCCACUGCAAAGGGCAGAGCAUCAACAUCAGCAACCGCUACGGGGGGGAGGAAGUGACACAUACGCUUGGCACAGAAAGUCGAGAGGACAUGCAGCGCUGGAUGGAGGCCUUCUGGCAACAAUUUUACGACAUGAGUGAGCGCAUUGAAAAACAUUCUCUCAUUGCAGCUAAUCUGGAUGGUAACCAGAAAAAUGUGUAUUCUACAGUGGAAAUUAUUUUCUUUGGCAUGCUCAGAAUCUUUUAAUGAAAUUUGGUCAAAUCCAAUUUACAUCAGUACACCAGAAGUACCAUGCUGUUAAUUACAUAUUGUAGCAGACAAUGGUGUAAAAGUUCUAAAACUGAAAUCAAAACCACAAUACAAACAAUCUUGCUCUCAUCAUGUUGUGGUUCCGAUGAAACUGCGACACACCCCCCCCCACACACACACACACCCCUAACCCAAAACGGCUUCCACCACUGCUGGUGUAGCCUGUUGAGCUCUCAUUAUGUUACUAAUGCUACAAAACACUUUUUCAUGUCACAUUUAACACGCUAACACAUGUAAAUUACGAGAUUAUUAAUUCUGUUUAAAGUUAGCGCAACCUGUAUAUUUAGUAAAUUUCAUACAUUACACCUAUUUCAUUGUCUUCCAACUGUGUGUGUCAUGUGACUAUUUUGGUCCAAUCAUGAUUGAGUGAUCACGUGUGCAGUAGAAGCUAGGCUUGUUACAUUAGCUCAGGAUAUAUAAUAACCCUGAAACUGCAGAUCCCUCGGGGCACAAUCAUGUCAGCAGUGUGGGAACAUUUUGGUUAUCCAGUGCGGUACAGGGAUGGCAAUCAUGUCGUACACAAAACACACACAAUUGGUUGUAAGUGUUUCAAAAAACAUGCUCAGCCAGCAGACAACACUUUAUGUCUAACUGGUCUUCAAAUAUGUUUCUUUUUAAGUUAAUUUUUGUUUACGUAGUUAUUUCAUAUGCAGUUAAGUUAAUCUAACAUGUUCUUUAGUGUUGGUUUUUUUAGUGCUCCAGAUUGUUGGUGAUUAAUAAAACCUAGAAUUUUCCCUUUUUUUCCUAUUCACCCCCCACCCUCCCCCUCAAAAAAUUCAAACAAAAAAUCAAUGAGGUCUGAACCAAACCAUGCACUUUGAGAAUCGUUACACCCCCUAAUGGCAGUGUUAUUUAGAGUACAGUGGUACCUCGGUUUUCGAACUUAAUCCGUUCCGGA
Paramormyrops kingsleyae is the source of this 1910-nucleotide messenger RNA. Its product is annotated as rhotekin-like. Gene Ontology annotation, cellular component: actomyosin contractile ring. NCBI's taxonomy places the organism in Eukaryota, Metazoa, Chordata, Actinopteri, Osteoglossiformes, Mormyridae. Gene Ontology annotation, biological process: septin ring organization; actomyosin contractile ring assembly; signal transduction. The record is from RefSeq and is a predicted model, not a curated record.